Molecule: messenger RNA, 683 nt
Organism: Stegodyphus dumicola
Lineage: Eukaryota; Metazoa; Arthropoda; Arachnida; Araneae; Eresidae
Cellular component (GO): myosin II complex; myosin filament; cytoplasm
Molecular function (GO): actin filament binding; ATP binding; microfilament motor activity
Source: RefSeq, a predicted model, not a curated record
UGGAAACCGCUCUUGUCGCUUAGUCACCAAUCAUACUCGAGAUUCAUAUUUGACCGUUUGCGGUGAAUGCAAAUCGGUGAUUUUCCUAGUUAAUUUACAGUCUCUGGUCCGUGUCAUUCAAUAUUAAAUGAUAUAUGUUGUUCACUAAAGACCUAAGUUUAUCAUUCUUUUAUUUCGUCCAUUACACAUUUCGUAUUUCGCUUAAAUUCUAGGAAUUUGAUAGAGAGGCCUUCGACCACCGGCUCAAGAUGGCGGAUACAGCUAACAUGCUUGAUGUACAAGCAAAUCCGGAGCUAAGAUAUUUGAUCGUUGACAGAAAUUUUAUCAACGAUCCUUCCAAACAGGCAGAAUGGACAUCCAAAAAAUUGAUAUGGGUCCCCCAUGAAACGCAGGGCUUUGUUGCGGCGAGUAUUGUGUCCGAGAAAAAGGAUGAAUUAGAGGUGGAAGUUGCUGAAACCGGUAAACGAUGUGUUGUGAACAAAGACGAUAUUCAAAAGAUGAAUCCACCAAGAUUUAAUAAAGUAGAGGAUAUGGCAGAAUUAACUUGUUUGAACGAAGCAUCUGUCCUCUAUAAUUUAAAGGAUCGCUAUUAUUGUGGCCUCAUAUAUGUAAGUACGUUUAAAAAUCCUCUAGUUGUUAAAACUGCUGUUUCUAAUACUGACUGUUGAUGUAAAUAUCAUAUA